Messenger RNA from Epithele typhae, 3105 nucleotides. RefSeq lists its product as uncharacterized. Gene Ontology annotation, biological process: DNA-templated transcription; positive regulation of transcription by RNA polymerase II. Bases 1 to 3105 code for a protein of 1034 amino acids. The record is from RefSeq and is a predicted model, not a curated record. The transcript has 6 exons. Gene Ontology annotation, molecular function: zinc ion binding; DNA-binding transcription factor activity, RNA polymerase II-specific; sequence-specific DNA binding. Lineage: Eukaryota; Fungi; Basidiomycota; Agaricomycetes; Polyporales; Epitheliaceae.
AUGACUCACCUCCUACCACCCCACCCGGACCUCAACCUCGCCCACUCGUCCCUCCAGACCGCCCUCCAGAUUGACCCCAACCAGCAGCCGCCCCCGACGCCCCAGCACUCACCGCCCCCACCCACUACGCCCGGCUCCCAGCCCUCGUCGAGGAAGCGGAGAAAGGCCAACGACGGCAGCGACGAGCCCGUGCAUCCGGCAGAGCCCCGCCGUCUGAGGCGGUCCCAUGAGGCGUGCGCGCGCUGCAGGAGCAAGAAAAUCAAGUGCGACUCCAAGCACCCCCGCUGCACCGCCUGUGCCACCGCCGGCACCCCCUGCCAGCAGGAGGAUCGCCAUCGCCAGACUCUCACCCCUCGCGGCCACACAGAGCGCAUCGAACGCCAGCUUCAGCAGUGUGAGGCCCUUCUCAAGCGCCACAAUCCCUCUUUCGACCUCAAUGACCUCGACGCCAUCCUCGCCCGCGAGGGCAUCGAAAUCGACACUGGCGAGAGCUCCAGUGCGUUCCAGUUCGCCCCCCACUCCCCGCAAUCAGCCACCACCCGUGGCUUCCCUCUCCGCUCGGAAGGGCCGAUGGAUGGCUCUCCGCCCAGAGGCUACCCAUAUCCUCCUCCUGGCCAGCCGAUGAGCUACCCGCCGCCUUAUCAUGGCGGUCACAUGCCCAUGCCCUAUCCCCCGUACCCGCCUCCUCACCACAUGCCCAUGCAUGGUCCACCUCCGCCAGGCUACGACCCGCGCGUGAUGCCGCCGCCGCCUCCUUUCCAGCACCCAUUGCCUCCUCCGCCGGGCUCUGGUCCACCGCGUCCACCGUCGCCGCAUGAGAUCCGUGGACAGGAUCCUUAUUCGUAUGACAUGACGAAUACGCAGGCCUUAGCGAACGCUUUCGGUGUCGCCUCUGCUAUCAUGAACGAUGUGACAAUCCCCCCGACCGACAGGGAGGACCUCGCAGUGGGCUCCAAUGGCCUCACCUCCGGCCGCGACCGCGACACGACAGAGACGCAAGUUCCUCGCGAUUCGUCAAAAUGGAUCACAGUCACCAUGCGUCGCAACAGCGUGUCGCAGCCCAACGAUGAGACAGCUCCAGUUACUCCCGCGACGACGACGAUCAUCCAGGUCUACUUACCCAAGUCCCGGGACACGGUCAGGGAGGUCCUCGACAGGUACUUCAAGGGGCUCAACUUCCACCGUCCUGUGCUCCUCCGCUCGGAGUUUGAGCAGACGCUUGAUGCGCUCUACGACGGCAAGGUGAUCCCCCACGACCCUGGGUUUGUCUGCUGCGUCUACCUUGUACUCGCGCUGGGGACUCUCAGCGAGCUCAACCACCGUGUCAGCAAGAUGGACAACAACACCCAAUUGGGCGUCGCUUCCAACGCAAGGUCGCUCCUUCCGGCCGAGUGGCCCGAACACGACGAACUUUUCCAGCUGGCGCUCAUGGUCAAACCGGAUCUGCGGGUCACCGUGUCCAGUUUGCAGGCGCUCAUCCUGCUCCUUUGGUACCUCUAUACCGAGCGUCAGGGACGGACGAUGUGGCGUCUCGUCGGGAGCAUAGUCCGACUUGCGAUUGAGCUCGGGCUGCACCACGAUCCGACGUCACAGGCGGAGAUCUUCACCGAAGAGGAAUGCCAGCUCCGGAUUCGGCUCUGGUCCACCGUUCUCGUGCACGACCGCGGCACGUCCAUCCUGCUCGGGCGGCCACUCGCUAUCGCGCCGUCCGACUCGGACACGCCGCGCCCUACGCGUGGCAAGGGCACCGAGAUCUCAGAGCACUGUGUGCUCAGUGCUCCCAUUGCGGAGAUCCAGGCGGAUAUUAUCAAUUCCCUCUACGCCCCGACCAGACAGACUGCAGACGCGAUUAUGCGCCACGCCACCCGGAUCAUCAGGAGCAUGGUGGUGUUCCGCAAACAGCUCCCCGAGGCCUACAAGUACUUCUUCAGCGGCACGGAUGACUGGUCUGUGGAGAAGCGCACGGCAUUGGUCACUCAGAUCACGGAAGACCAAGGCCUGACGCUGUUGAAGAUCGGCAUCACGAAGGUGUUAUUGCUCCGUGCGUUGUUCAGCUCGAAGGAGCUCGACUACCACCAACGGCAUCGCGCACUCAUCGACGCCAUUGUGACGUCUCACAAUAUCAUCGUUGUUCACAACCAGCUCAUUCGGUUCCCCGACAUCGCCUUCUACGUCUCGCCGAUUCCACUCCAUAUCGCUGCUAUGGUCAUCCUGUACGGGCACAUGUCGGAGUGCGACCGUAUCUCACAUCAGACCGCGCUAGAAGACGUGUGGAUGGCGCUCGACAUGCUUCCGUCCUUCCGCUGGCGCUGGGAGCGGAAAGACAACAAGCUCGGGCACCCGCUCAUCGCCAAGCUCGCCGAGAAGGUGCUGGACGUGAAUCUGCACCAGGUCGCGCCAACGGGGCCGCCGGUGCUCCUCCCAGAGCAAGACUGGGAUGGGGAGAACAUCCUCUCGCCCAAACCCGGCUCUAUGUCGCACUCGGGCCAGUCGCCCACGACGCCCAAGGGCGGCUCCUCGCUGCGACAGAACGGCGGCGCCUUCGGCCCACCUGCGAUCAAGGGCAUGCACAUGCACGGCAGCGACAAAAAGCCGGGGCAGGCGACGAUGCCAGAACUCCCAUCGGCGUACUUUUACCCUGCAAUCUACUCGGAGUCGCAUGGGGCAGGCGCGGCCCUCCCGUUCACGUACAACAGCGAGCACUACAUGCUCGAGGAGAAGGAGCCGACCCCAUCGACUCACAUGCAGUCUUGGAAUGGCCCGGAACGACGAAGAUCGGGAUCCGAGGGCGCGGAGUACGCACGCAUCUGGAUUCUGCAGCAGAUCGCGGGAGUGGGAAUCAUGUGGGGGAUACAAGAGACAGAGAGUGGGACACGCUUGUACAACUACACGUGCGCCAGCGGCGGGAGGAAUGUCAACAGGGCCGGUUCUAUGAUGCAGGUGGAAGGGGGGCCGAUGAAUGCGGUGAACGGACGAACGCAGCAUGCGCGCGGGGGCGCGAAGGAGAAUAGCAAUAAUGUAGGUCAAAUGGUGUGGCGGGCGAAAGCAGAGCAGGCGCGAGGGCGGGAGUGGGAAUGCAUAGACCAGGCGGGCGAUCAGGUCUAG